Messenger RNA from Frankliniella occidentalis (western flower thrips), 1445 nucleotides. RefSeq names its product ER membrane protein complex subunit 4-like. Gene Ontology annotation, cellular component: EMC complex. The transcript is spliced from 5 exons. Gene Ontology annotation, biological process: protein folding in endoplasmic reticulum. Lineage: Eukaryota; Metazoa; Arthropoda; Insecta; Thysanoptera; Thripidae. Bases 226 to 744 code for a protein of 172 amino acids. The record is from RefSeq and is a predicted model, not a curated record.
GUGUAAAUAAGCAUGAGUGUGUAUAGUAGCAGUAGCAGAAAGAAAGAGAGACUAGUGACUAGUUUGAGUUUGUUUACAAACUACAUCUAUCAGAGACGUCUUUUCGUUUCACUAACGUUGAUCAAUAUUUAAAUUUGUCACGAACGAUACUUCUGGUCAUUACUUCUUUGGGCUCCAGUGUUUGAAUUUCACUUAUUUGUAGUUGUACUUUCAUCAUUUCCAAAAAUGUCAUCCAAUCGUGGAAACGCUAAAAAGUUCAAAUGGGCUCUGGAUUUCACUGCCAGAAGAAGUACAAAUCAUGAUGCUCUUUUCCCUCCUGGUUUCAAUCCUGCUGUCAGUCAAGCGCAUACUGAAACAUCAAAAGACAAUGAUCCCUCUCACUUGAUAAUCAAGAAAUCAUGGGAACUUGCUCUAGCGCCAUUGAAACAAGUCCCCAUGAACCUCUUCAUAAUGUACAUGGCUGGCAACUCUAUUUCUCCAUUCCCUAUAAUGAUGGUUGGCAUGUUGUUAAUUCGACCCUUUAAGGCCCUCUUUACUUUACAGAGUACAUUCAAAAUGAUAGAGGGAAAUCAUGCUAUAAUGCAGAAACUUGUCUACUUUCUUGGUAACAUAGUGGGUAUGCUUCUAGCCCUUUAUAAAUGCCAAUCCAUGGGUUUGUUGCCAUCCCAUUCUUCAGACUGGUUGGCAUUCAUAGACCCGCCUGUCAGGCUAGAAAAUUUAGGUGGUGGUAUGUCUCUAUACUGACUUAAAUUGAGGUUUCAGGAAUAGAACAUUUGCAGCUUGAUCAUUAAAAAGCAUUUGUAAGACAGUUUCAUUGUAACCCUUAUGAAUAUUUUAUCAAAAAUUAUUUGCCUACGAAUAAUAGGCCACAUGUGUAUUUACUUUCUGACUCUAGAACUCAGGCUGUAUUGCCUUCAGAGAAAUAACAGAUAACUAACAGAUCUAUAUCAGGAAGGUUGUUUAUGCUGUUUGGUCCUGAUUACUCCACUGAAGUCGCAUUUAUUGCAAAGUAUGUUGACUGAAACAGUUUUGAAACAACAGAAUGCAGGAAUAACCUGAGUAACAUAGAUCUGUAAUUUCUCUCAAUUUGAUACAGCCUUAAUCUUGAACUUUUAUUUGGUAACUGUUUUUUCUGUUAUUGCACUCAACUUCCAGGUAUGUAAUAAUUUAUGUUCAACUUCCAUUUAUGACACUUAUUUUCUGUGGUGCAUUUGUUUUAAAGUCUUAUAUCAACUCCAGCUAAUAAUUCAAUAGUGCAGUUAAUUCUUUCAUUGCUGUUUUUUUUUUUUAUUAUUAUUUUUCCCAAGGAUUCUGCAAAAGUUUUUGUAUGAUUGACUGCAAAAUCUACAAUUAAAUGAAAGUAUCCAUAUAUGACUGAAUAGUGUAUGUAUGACUUGUCUAUUAUUUAAAAGUUAAUAAAAACUACCCACAUGAUCUUAUCAAGA